AUAUAGACACAUACAAAUUUCUUGUUCACAACUGGGAUUUUAGUGUAAUACAACAUCAAACAUUAUAUAAUAUAUUUAUUUAUAGUAAUUGAGUUUCCACGAAAAUGACACAUAUAUGUUACUAGAACAAACGCUCUUAGACCAAGUUUAUUUAUUUAUUUGUAUAAAAGGGUUCUCAUCACCAUUCUCUUAUUCCAUAUAUUAUUAUUCUCUACUGGAAUUUUCUCAUAGAGAAGAAAAUGGAGAUGAGAAAUAUGAGAGGAUUGUUGAUAUUAAUGGUUUUGAUUGGUAUGAACAUGGGAAGAGGAGAAGCUCAGUUGGUUGAAAACUUCUAUAGUGGGACAUGUCCUAAUGUUGAAUUCAUAGUUCGACAGGUUGUGUCUACUAAGUUUGCUCAGACUUUUGUCACUGUUCCGGCUACUCUUCGUUUGUUUUUCCAUGAUUGUUUCGUUGAGGGUUGUGAUGCAUCUGUAAUGAUUGCAUCGCCAAAUGGCGAUGCAGAGAAAGACUCAGACGACAACAUCUCCUUAGCAGGAGACGGUUUUGACACAGUCAUCAAAGCCAAACAAGCCGUUGAAGCUCAAUGCCCCGGCAUUGUCUCCUGUGCUGAUAUUUUAGCUCUUGCAGCUAGAGACGUCGUUGUUUUGGCAGGAGGCUCAACAUUCAAUGUGGAGAUGGGACGCCGUGAUGGACUAAUAUCAAAAGCGUCACGAGUUAAAGGAAACUUGCCAGAACCAACAGCUCAUUUAGAUGAACUCAAUGCCAUGUUUAGCAAAAACAAUCUUAGCCAACUUGACAUGAUAGCACUCUCUGGUGCUCACACUGUUGGGUUCUCACACUGCAACCGUGUGGCCAAUCGCAUCUACUCAUUCACACCUUCUAACCCAAUUGACCCUUCUUUGGACUCUGCAUAUGCUCAGCAGUUAAUGGCUUCUUGUCCUAGAGAUGUUGACCCAACUAUAGCCAUUGACAUGGACCCUACAACUCCCCGAGCUUUCGAUAAUGUGUACUACCAGAACUUAGUUGCCAACAAGGGACUUUUUACUUCUGAUCAGGUUCUUUUCACUGAUGCUCAAUCAAAACAAACAGUUCUUGAUUUUGCCAACAAUGCUGGUGUGUUUAAUGCGGCCUUUGGCUCGGCCAUGAGAAAACUCGGCCGAGUUGGUGUCAAGACUGGUGGUGUUGGUGAGAUCAGGAGAGACUGUACUGCCUUCAAUUCAUAAAUAUUAAGUUAUUUUUAACAAAUCAUUUUUAAAAAAGAAAAUAAAAAAUAAGAACACCUGCAAAUAUGAUUGUUUUUUCCUUUGCCUAAUUCAAUGUAAAUGUAUACAUAACAUGUGAGAAUAAUUUACAAAAUACAGGUGUAAGAUUCUAUUUACCUUAAACUAUGAAUAAUAUUGCAAACACUGUUUUUGGUUGUC
This is a messenger RNA of Cannabis sativa, 1421 nucleotides long. Its product is annotated as peroxidase 55. Gene Ontology annotation, biological process: response to oxidative stress; hydrogen peroxide catabolic process. The coding region runs from base 240 to 1223 and encodes 327 amino acids. The transcript has 3 exons. The record is from RefSeq and is a predicted model, not a curated record. Lineage: Eukaryota; Viridiplantae; Streptophyta; Magnoliopsida; Rosales; Cannabaceae. Gene Ontology annotation, molecular function: peroxidase activity; heme binding.